CGGAAGCUGAGGUCGCAGCACGGUCUGCUCGCGGACCGGGGGUACUGGUCUUUUUCUGCGGAGUACGUUUAGCCAAGUUUGAUUGCGGAAGAGUGAACUGAAAAAUGCAAAGUCAUCAAACAAUUGAAGAAGUAGAAAAAUGAAUAUCAUGCAGUUGCGAGUUUUUAAAAUUCUCCUCUUGCUCUACUGCACUAUCUGGAGGUUCUCAUCUCGAUAGAUAGAUACUAUGUAUCAACGUGAUCAUUCAUUUAUGACAAGAACCACAUCACGAAGAACUACUUAGCACCUCCAGGGACCUAGUGAUCUUCUUAACAUCCUCGCCCAGAUCGACUUCAAUGAAGAGGUGGAAUUGCACGCUGCACAGGUGGUAGAAGGCCCAAUGGACCCAUCAUUGGAUGUCGAAAAUGCUGCUCCCGCAGUAGAAGGUGGAGGAAGCGGACGCGCGGCUUCAAAGCAAGGAUCGAGCAAAGCGGAAUCCUCGAGCACAGGUAUGUCCC
Molecule: messenger RNA, 497 nt
Organism: Amoebophrya sp. A25
Lineage: Eukaryota; Dinophyceae; Syndiniales; Amoebophryaceae
Source: the annotation of a GenBank genome assembly